UUAAGCUUAUGGCAACAACGCCACCCACCCAAGCCUCUUCUUUCUAAAUCCAAAUUUAUUUUCUUUUAAUUCCUUUAAGCUAAAAUUUUUGUUCUUUUCAUACCUUCUUUCACAUUUUUCCUUGUUCCCCCUUCUCCUGUCUAAUCUUUCUGUUCUAGCUCUGUACUUAAAUUUUAUAAAAUAUUACUGUUCAAUUACCUUAGAAACUAACCACCCUUGAAAAGUUUUCAUUUUUUUUGGUUUGUAUUUAGAACAAGACGACCCCAUCUAGAUACUGAACGAGUGAAUGCCAGUAACUCUGCUUCUCUUUUGUUCAACUGGUUAAGGUUUCUCUGUAAACGAGGUUAAAGUGAGUGAACUAUCUAAAGAAAAUGAGAAGUGUAUGAGAUUUCGAGGAAGCAAAGUAGCUUGUUAGUUUGUUAGUUAUAAACAUUCUGGUUCAAACUACUCUACCCACAGCUGGAGUUGACAACCAAAGUGAGAAAAUAAUUGCCUACUGAUCAUCUCUCGAUUAAGUUAUCUUGGAACAAAUGCUGUAACUUUCUAUCACUGUCUGGAUAAUUGAGAAUCAGGGAUUGAGGUGAUCAGAACUCCAAGUUGUCCUUUCAAGUCUGCCAUAUGAUACACCAUUAGAAUGUAAUUUGCAUUUCGUAUUUGAUUGGAAAUGGAUGUCAAAGAAGCAGAACGAGUAGUUAUUGCUAAACCAGUUCCUUCAAGGCCUAUUUGUUCCACUUUUGGGACUUUCUCAGAGCUCCUAGCAGGUGCCAUUAAUGCUGCACCACCUAGUGUAUGCCCUGAAACUACAGUUGUUCCCAUUCGACCAAAGACAGUGAGGUUUAAGCCAAUGGCGAAUCCUGUCCCAUCAAAUCAGGCUGAGCCGUCUAGAACAGCUAUAUGUAAUUCAUCUGCCAAAGCUUCAAAAUCAGAUAGUACGACAUCCACUGUGGUUUAUAAGCCACUGGCAAAGCUUGUAUCAAAGGCAACUUUUUCUCUCUUGGCUAAUAUGGGAAACUUUAAUUAUACUAGCAGACAACAAAUGCAGCAAUCAGUUGAGGGUCAUGUUCAACAUCCAAGUCAAGAUAAAGGCAUUUUUAGAUCCCAAGCUAACUCAAACCUUAACCUGAUUAUGCCGCCACAUAACGAAGCCGAUCAAACAAUUGAAUCCUCAAAGAUAGCAUCUCACAAAUUGGAGGAGGAUCCAAAAGCCUUAUCAGCUAUAGCUGGGGAUCGACCUUCAUAUGACGGCUAUAAUUGGAGGAAAUAUGGGCAAAAAGUGGUCAAAGGAAGUGAGUAUCCACGAAGUUAUUACAAGUGCACACACCCAAACUGUCCUGUGAAGAAGAAGGUUGAAAGGUCAUUUGAUGGGCAAAUUGCUGAAAUUGUGUACAAGGGUGAACACAAUCAUCCAAAGCCUCAGCCUCCUAAGCGGAGCUCAUCGGGGACACAAGGGCUAGGAUUAGUAUCUGAUGGCACUGGUCAGGAUGCUAACAAUCCAGUAUGGAAUAGUAAUCUGAAUGAAAGAAAUGAAGGUGCAGAAGGCAGAGUAGAAAAUCAGAAUGAAGUAGGUUUAUUGGCACAUUCGACUUAUCAAGGCAAAGCUCCUCUACCAUAUGAGCCUAUUGUGACACCAGCAAACAAUGCAGGUGCUGGAACCUCCGAUAAUUCUUGUGGCCUUAGUGUGGAAUGCGAUGAAGGCAAGAAGGGACUGGAGGGGGAGGAGGCUGAACCCAGAAAUAAGAAAAGAAAAAGUGAGAAUCAGUCAAAUGAAGCUGGCAUAUCAGAGGAGGGCCUACAAGAGCCCCGCAUUGUGGUGCAAAGUUCUAUAGAUUCUGAGAUUUUGAGUGAUGGCUUUCGCUGGAGAAAAUAUGGCCAGAAGGUUGUGAAGGGAAAUUCUUAUCCCAGGAGUUACUAUAGAUGUACAAAUCUUAAGUGCAAUGUGAGGAAGCACGUAGAACGAGCAUUGGAUGAUCCAAGAGCUUUUAUAACUACAUAUGAGGGAAAGCAUAAUCAUGACAUGCCUCUAAAGAACACAAAUCCAGUGGCCUCUGAAUCAGAUACACCGGCUCCUACCAGCAAAGAAAAGCCCUGACUGUAGCUGUGGAAGGAAACUUUGUCAAGAAGGCACUUGAUCUGACAAAGUAUGUUGGAAGGAGUUCAGUGGUAUUAUAAACAAAGGCCUGUAACAACUCUGAUGUCUGCUGCGGCUGAUCUGGUGUAUCAUCCAUGUUGUCCGCCUAUGAGUUGCUGAUUAUACUUCUGAUGAAUUAGCUAUAUGUGGGUAAUUCAAGAUAUUGGGCUGCUGACAUAGUUAUCCUUGAACUCUUUUUUGUAUCAUUUGCAGCUCCUCUAGCUUAAGAGUAGAGUUUUUUUAAUUUGUUUUCCACUUCAUAUAAUAAUUAAACCUCUCUUGCCUCA
Molecule: messenger RNA, 2415 nt
Organism: Mangifera indica (mango)
Lineage: Eukaryota; Viridiplantae; Streptophyta; Magnoliopsida; Sapindales; Anacardiaceae
Product: WRKY transcription factor 44-like
Exons: 6
Coding region: 665-2089 (474 amino acids)
Biological process (GO): regulation of DNA-templated transcription
Molecular function (GO): DNA-binding transcription factor activity; sequence-specific DNA binding
Source: RefSeq, a predicted model, not a curated record